AACAUUGCAUAUCUUAUGGCCUUGUGGCCUGGUGCAUCAAUCUUCUUAGUGCGAGGGAUACCUGAGGGGCGCUCCCAUGCUUAUUCUAGUUCAAUACUAGCCCUGCCACCACGGCCACACGCUCAAUUGCCCCGUAGGUUCCGGUUAACCUAACAUAGAGGAAACGCUGCGUUCUUGGACAUGGCCAAAUUAUCAAACUUUGGUAGCGACAGCUGUUUCACACAACCAGCUACACCUAAGCUCGUGUUGGUUUUUCAGUGCGUUCUAGCGAACAUCGAGUUAGACCCUACAGACAAGUUGACGUUUCGGCACGUCUGCAGGGCGGCUCGCGACCUCCAUGACCAGCAUGCCAGGACAGUUCGCUUUAAAGCCAACAGCUUGCAGGGCCCUUCUGCCCUCAACUUACUGUCAUCGGACGAUGUCGCGGCUGCAAUCCGUGGCAUCCUUGCAAGGGGUUGCCGGCCCACAACCAUGAUAAUUGAAAAGCCACCACCACCGUACAAGCUAUUACACGAGACCAAGCUGUUAACCUUCUUGACCUCGUGGGCAGAGGCUGCCUCCGUUACGGACCUGUUGCUGUACAUCGACCUACCUCUUACCCCAGCUGUCGUCUCUGCCAUAGCAAAUUUGAGUCCAAAACUGGCUCGCGUCGUACUUGUGUGUGGUGAAGACGACCAAGCACUACCAGCACCCCCUACGGACGACCUUGCCGCGGCAGCCGCAGCUGGGGAAGAGCUGCUGCGGUUGCUGGGGCCUCGUCUCACAAGACUAGAGCUCCGCAUGUUCGAUGGCUCUCAGUACGCCUGGCCCACACGGGCUUUUCGCGGCCUGUCGUACUGCACGGCAUUAAAGGAACUGGAGCUGGCAUUCUUCGAUGACUUGCUCCCUUCCGAUGGUGUCCCUGCUGAUCUACUGCUGCUGCAAUCAAUUGCCCCUCUCUCGGGGCUCAGAUCACUCCAGCUGACAGACGACUGCCACCGGCGGGGCUGGCCACGUGUCGAACCACCCACCCCCGCCGAGCGGCUGGCCAGCGCCCCCGCCCUGGAGUCAUGUCUCAGCGGGCUGACGGCCCUCACCCGCCUUGAGAUGCACCUGGCCCGCCUGCAGCAUUACCCAAACAGGCAAGGUUACGCAGGCGUCUAUUACCAUGUGGGGGGCCUAGAUGACCAGAUCUUGGAGCUGCAGCGGCAGGAGCAGCCUGCGGUGGCAGCAACGUUGGAGGCCGCGGCGGCAGCAGAGUCACGAGCGCUGGCCGCAGCAGCUCGCUGCAUGCCGGGCCUGGUGGAGCUGCGGACUCCAGCAGUGGUGCAUGCAGCAGACCUGUCGACCCUGACCACACUGACAUAUCUCCGAUGUGGCUUGAUCUCAAUGCCAGGAGAGGCCGCGGCAGCAGUGCCACGUGAUGCUGCCAGCGGCUACAAGAUUGUGGUGCCGCCACAGCUUCAGCGCCUUGAGACGCAUGCGCCGUUGCCGGUGCGAACUGCAGCCGCACUGCGGGCGCCGCCUGUGGAGGGCGUGGAUCAGGUUCCCUGCUCUUUGAUGGCGGGGGGCAGGCUUUGGGGCUGCAAUGCGAGCCCCUGGUGUCUAGAUUUCAGCGACGAUGCUGAACAACAAGGUAGCCUCACGGCUGACGCAGUGGACGCCUUGCGGCGUGCUGUGGCCGCGCUGAGUGGAUUUCGCUUCCGCCCAUUUAUGCACGUCUCUUGGCGGCCCGAUGAGGAGGAGCGAGGGGUUCGCGUGCGGAUGAAGUACAACGAUAGCGUGGAGCCGCCCCGAGCUCCGGACGGCAGCAAUGGCAGCCACUGCCGUGCUUGGCUGGGGGAGCUGGCGUGCUUGGAAUUGGAGGCAUUGUGUCUGGAUGGAUUUACUAUGUCGCCAGUCGACAUUCUAGGGCUGGGCCGCUGCAUGACCAGUGUCCAGGUUCUGGACCUCCGUGGCUGCGACUACUCCGUAGCCUCACUGCCACUGCUUGCAGGCAUGCAGCGGCUGCGAGAGUUGCAGUUGUCGAUAGAGUUUUGGCAAUACAGCGAUGCCUGGUCCGAUCGGCAGGAAAUCAUGGCCGCGUUCCUGGGACUUACUUCACCGCUGACCACACCCACUGGUGGCCCUGGUGGCGCCUUACAGAACCCAGGUAUUGAGGGCAGCAGCCACGUGGGGCCGCUGCCAAAGCUGCAGCUGAUAUCCAUUGUGUGCAAGGAGGGCUCAGAGCCGGAGAUUGCGUUGCUGGAGGAUGCGGUUACACCGGCUCGGGAGGAGUUUCGUCGCUGGAAUGCCUACGGAAGGCUGGAGGUCACGAGUGGGUGAUGCAGAUGGUGGGUGGCCUUUACCUUAUUGCUGUAUGGUUCGCAAAGUGCGGUUAGGACAGGGGCCGGUACGUAGGCCUGGGUGUGAGCGCAUUGUGUUUGACUAGUGACGGCUCAUACACAGGGCAUAUCGUCACUGUAGGAGCAUGACAUUACCCAUCAACCCGCCGCAUGUUUUCUCUAUCCUGGCUAGCAUGUUUGACCCAUGGGUCGCUGGAUUACUUUUGCCUGCUACAGGGACGGAUGCACACUGUUGCCCUGCCGCAGUCGGUCUCGUGCUGCUGGCUUCGCUUAUUCAUCAUAUCAUGACCGCCAAACCUACGUAUUCCUGCAGACGGCUAGUCAACGUUUUGCACCGGGAAUGCAAUGCUAGGCGCUUAAGCAAUGGAUGAUAAUUUUUUGGGAGCUGCACUAGAGCCGUUGUGCAAUUUUCCAAGAUACCACAGCUGAUGGCUGCUUUUGGACCAGUAAUGGAUAGAACGUAGAAGCCUCGCUGCAGUAAUUAUACAUGCAAGAAGAGAAGUCCCAAUAGUGUUAUGUGGUGGGUGCUAGGGAGCUAGAUAAAAGGAACUCGAAUUAUGUACCGUACGGUACGCCAUGCCAAUGUUCCUUGGGGGCC
This is a messenger RNA of Astrephomene gubernaculifera, 2922 nucleotides long. The record is from the annotation of a GenBank genome assembly. NCBI's taxonomy places the organism in Eukaryota, Viridiplantae, Chlorophyta, Chlorophyceae, Chlamydomonadales, Astrephomenaceae.